CCAGGUGAGGCCAUAUUACAGCACAUGCUCCUAUAAUGCAAUGAUUAGUUUAGAUGGCCAUGUUUUAGACAGUGGAGCUGUGCUCUAUAAACUUUCCUUAAAUUAUAUUUUCCCUUUCUGCUUAAGUUUGAAUAGACCAGAAAAUGAUGAGCCAAACACCUCUCCCUUAUACAGCUAUGAUGACUACUACAAUGACGUUCCUGAUCCAUCUGUGUUAUCCUGUGAUUAUGGAGUUCGUGCAUCCAGCAUCCUGCCUGUGUUAUACUCUCUGUUCUUCGUGUUGGGCCUGCUGGGUAACCUGCUGGUGUUAUGGGUGAUGUUGAUGGGUGUAAGGCUGAAAAGCAUGACUGACAUCUGUCUCCUGAACCUGGCUUUAGCUGAUCUUCUGCUGGUCUCCUCUCUUCCGUUCCUGGCUCACUAUGCCAGAGAUCAGUGGGUCUUUGGAGGUCCUAUGUGCACCAUGGUUUUAGGCAUCUAUCAUAUUGGAUUCUACAGUGGGAUUUUCUUCAUUGUACUGAUGAGUGUUGACAGAUAUUUAGCUGUGGUUCAUUCUGUGUUUGCUUUGAGAGUCAAAGCAAAAAUAUAUGGGAUCUUAGCCAGUGUGGUCAUCUGGAUCAUUGCUGUUGCAGCAUCGUUUCCUGAGCUUAUGUAACUGCAAACCUAUGACAACAAUAAUAAAACAUACUGUGAGUCUUAUCCAACAGAUGAUCAGAAAUCUUACCAUUAUGCAAACACUGUUGGUAUCAUUAAAAUUAAUGUUUUGGGAUUAAUUAUUCCACUGUGUGUAAUUGGAUUUUGUUACUCAAUGAUUCUUCACAGACUUUUAACAGUUCGCUUUUCCAGGAAACAGGCCAUGAGACUUGUCAUUGUAGUGAUGGUUGCCUUCUUCUGCUGUUGGGCUCCAUAUAAUAUUGCAGCUUUUGUGAGAGCAUUGGAGUUAAAUGAACUCAUAAAGACAUCCUGUGAAAAAAGCAAAGCAAUCACUCUUAGUCUUCAAAUCACAGAAGCUCUGGCUUACUCACACAGCGGCUUGAAUCCCAUUCUCUAUGUGUUUGUAGGAGAGAAAUUUAGAAAACACCUUUUCAGACUCCUGUACAAAACACCCAUCAGCAGAUUACAGUUCACGAAGAGAUACCUUACACAGGCUACAGGAUCUGUUUAUUCACAGACAACCAGCCUGGAUGACAAAUCUAUAGCAAUGCGAAGUGAGAUAUAAUCGGGUAGGGAAUACAGACCAGAAUGGAUUCAGCAGAAUGGGCUCAUCCUCUUGUUUAAAGGUUACAAAAAAUGCAGGCAAGGCAGCUUGUUCCUAUAGUGUAAAUGCACUGAUGGGUUAUUUUUAACCAAUAGUUUGGUUAAAACGAGAAAUAUCAUUUAUCAUGUGCUGGGUUAUUUCAACCCAAAAUGCUGGGUUGUUUUAACACAUAGUCAGGUCAAAUAUGAACAUUUUCUGGAAUAAUUUAACCCAACAAUGGGUUAAAAAUAACUCUGCAUUUUUUAGAUUGAGCAGUUACAAUUGCUUGCUUUGUUAAGAAAUCCUAAAUAUGGGCAUGUUUUGAGUAUUUGUUAUUUGUAAAUGUAUCUGUAAAUAUUUGUAUAAUAUUUUAUAUUUUUAUACUUAUGCUUACAUUUGUUUUUAUUUUUUUAAGCAAAUUUGUAUACAAAGUAAGUUAAACAAUUUCAACUUGUUUUUAUAAGUUAUGUCAGCUUAUCACAAGUCAAAAAAGUAGUAGGUUGCAUUGACUUGCAAAAUCAAGUUGUUUUACCUUCAUGCUGCAUUUUUACAGUGUAUAGUUACAGUACAGUACAGUAUAGUUCUCAUAUCAUUUUAGUGAUACUGUAGUUUGGCUUUGUUUUUUGUUUUUCUUUAGCUACUAUACAUGCAAAAAUAUUUUUUGUUUGUUUGUUUGUUUUAUUACUGACAGAAUAUUUGUAUGUCUAGCUAUUGCUAGACAAACCAAU
This is a messenger RNA of Misgurnus anguillicaudatus (oriental weatherfish), 1962 nucleotides long. The record is from RefSeq and is a predicted model, not a curated record. NCBI's taxonomy places the organism in Eukaryota, Metazoa, Chordata, Actinopteri, Cypriniformes, Cobitidae.